Messenger RNA from Sphaeramia orbicularis (orbiculate cardinalfish), 3575 nucleotides. Its product is annotated as glutamate receptor 2-like. Lineage: Eukaryota; Metazoa; Chordata; Actinopteri; Kurtiformes; Apogonidae. Gene Ontology annotation, molecular function: signaling receptor activity; ligand-gated monoatomic ion channel activity. Gene Ontology annotation, cellular component: membrane. Gene Ontology annotation, biological process: monoatomic ion transport. The record is from RefSeq and is a predicted model, not a curated record.
GGCAAUCCUCGGCGCGCGCGCCCCCCGCAGCCGAGCGAGCAGCAGCAGCGGCAGUGGCACGCGCAUCUCGAUAGAGAGACGGUACGGCAUCUGCAGAGCUCGAGCCGCCUCUCACCGAAACCGGAAUAACCGCCAUGAGCCCCUGCCUUUUACCGGAGGGGCUGUAGAAACGGGACCGUGUUCUGCCGAAGGAGGACCGAGAACGGAACCAUGAAGCUGCUGCUGCUGCUGACGCUCCUGUGGCACGAGGCGUCCUGCGGAUCACCGAGCGUGCAGAUCGGUGGUUUAUUUCCCAGGGGUGCAGAUCAGGAGUACAGUGCGUUCAGAGUGGGCAUGGUUCAGUUUGGGAUGGCUGACUUCAGACUGACUCCACACAUCGAUAACCUGGAGGUGGCCAACAGCUUCGCCGUCACCAACUGCUUUUGUUCGCAGUUUUCUCGAGGCGUCUACGCCAUUUUUGGAUUCUACGAUAAAAAGUCAGUCAACACCAUCACGUCGUUCUGCGAAACCCUGCACGUGUCCUUCAUCACGCCGUCCUUCCCCGCAGAGGGAAUGAACCAGUUUGUUCUGCAGAUGAGGCCGGACAUCAAAGGACCGCUGGUGUCCUUAGUGGAGUACUACAAAUGGGAGAAGUUCGCAUAUCUGUACGACAGCGACAGAGGUCUGUCUACUCUUCAGGUCAUUCUGGACACUGCAGCAGAAAAGAAAUGGGUCGUCACAGCAAUAAAUGUAGGAAACCUGAAAGAUGAGAGGAAGGACGAAGCCUACCGCUCCCUGUUCCAGGACCUGGAAAUCCGAAAGGAGCGUCGCAUUAUCCUGGACUGUGAGCAGGACAAGGUCAAAGACAUCAUGGAACAGGUGAUCACCAUCGGCAGACACGUGAAAGGAUACCACUACAUUAUCGCCAACCUGGGUUUUGUCGAUGGUGACCUCUCUAAAAUCCAGUACGGAGGAGCAAAUGUGUCUGGGUUUCAGAUCGUGGAUUUUGAUGAUCCUGUGGUGGCGAAGUUUGACCAGCGUUGGGAGGCUCUGGGAAAGGAGUAUCCAGGAGCGGAUACACGGAUAAGAUACACUUCAGCUCUUACUUACGACGCUGUCCAUGUGAUGACGGAGGCGUUUCGCUUCCUGCACAAGCAGAGAAUAGACAUGAGUCGCCGUGGUAACAGUGGGGAUUGUCUGGCCAAUCCGGCGGUUCCCUGGGCCCAGGGGGUGGAGAUCGAACGGGCCCUCAAACAGGUGCGUGUCGAUGGUUUAACUGGAAAUAUUCAGUUUGACCAGUACGGGAAGAGAGUCAACUACUCAGUGACCGUCAUGGAGCUGAAAAACAACGGACCCGUAAAGAUCGGAUACUGGAAUGAAGUGGAUAAGAUGGUGGUGACCAAAUCGGACCUGUACCCCAACGACACCAUGGGAAUGGAAAACAAGACCGUCAUCGUUACAACUAUACUGGAAGCCCCGUAUGUGAUGCUGAAAAAGAAUGCAGAGUUGUUUCAAGACAACGACCGUUACGAAGGCUACUGUGUUGACUUGGCUGCUGAGAUCGCAAAGCAUUGUGGGAUACGCUACCAGCUGAAGAUCGUAGGAGACGGAAAAUAUGGAGCACGAGACGCAGAAACUAAAAUCUGGAACGGGAUGGUGGGAGAACUGGUGUAUGGGAAAGCAGAUAUUGCAGUCGCUCCUUUAACCAUUACACUCGUUCGUGAAGAGGUGAUCGACUUCUCCAAACCCUUCAUGUCUUUGGGCAUUUCCAUCAUGAUUAAAAAGCCGCAGAAAUCCAAACCAGGAGUCUUUUCUUUUCUGGACCCUCUGGCCUAUGAGAUCUGGAUGUGCAUCGUCUUCGCCUACAUCGGAGUCAGCGUUGUCCUGUUUUUGGUUUCCAGAUUCAGCCCUUAUGAAUGGACUCUAGAAGAACCAGAGGAUGGAGCUUUACCGCUGACCACUGAAUCCACCAAUGAGUUUGGGAUCUUCAACUCUCUGUGGUUCUCACUGGGGGCGUUCAUGAGGCAGGGCUGUGACAUCUCACCCAGGUCUCUGUCCGGUCGGAUCGUUGGAGGUGUGUGGUGGUUUUUUACCCUGAUCAUCAUCUCAUCCUACACUGCCAACUUGGCUGCGUUCCUGACGGUCGAGAGGAUGGUUUCUCCCAUUGAGAGCGCCGAAGACCUGGCCAAACAAACGGAAAUAGCAUAUGGAACCCUGGACUCAGGAUCCACCAAGGAAUUCUUCAGACGCUCUAAAAUUGCCUUAUUUGACAAGAUGUGGCAGUACAUGAAGUCGGCAGAACCCUCUGUGUUUGUCAAGAAGACGUCGGAGGGUGUGCUGCGCGUCAGGAAGUCCAAAGGGAAGUACGCCUACCUGCUGGAGUCCACCAUGAACGAAUACAUCGAGCAGAGAAAACCCUGCGACACCAUGAAAGUGGGCGGAAACCUGGACUCCAAAGGCUACGGCAUCGCCACGCCCAAAGGAUCCCCAUUAAGAAAUGCGGUGAACCUGGCGGUGUUAAAGUUGAACGAGCAGGGACUGCUGGACAAACUGAAAAACAAGUGGUGGUAUGACAAGGGAGAAUGCGGCAGCGGAGGAGGGGAGAGCAAGGAGAAGACCAGUGCUCUGUCUCUCAGUAACGUGGCUGGAGUCUUCUACAUCCUGGUUGGAGGUCUGGGUCUGGCCAUGAUGGUAGCGCUGGUGGAGUUCUGCUACAAAAGUCGUGCAGAGGCAAAAAAAAUGAAGAUGAAGUUCACAGAUGCCAUGCGCUCCAAAGCCCGUCUGUCCAUCACAGGAUCGACCAGUGAGAACGGCCGCGUCCCCGUGGCGUACCUCCGCCCAGGAUUACCCAUGAGCCUCAGCAUGACGGACCUGUCCUGACCACACUCCAGCCAGUGCCUUACAGCCAACUGACCACACCCCCUGUCCCCUCCCAUAACCAAUGGAAAUGCUCGCUCCCUUUGUCACAGACCGACACCGCCCCCUCUGGGUGACCCCACCCCCUGUUCUACGUCCAGUCGUCUGUUGGAGGUCUGCGGAGCCGCUGGUCUGGACAGACUGGACAGACGUGGCCCCCCCCACUUGGCUGUCAGGCUUCAAUCAGACCAGUCCAUGAAGGAUGGAAGCUGUCGACCAACCCCCAGACUCAGACUGGUCCACCACACAUCCAUGAAAACUAUGAAGCACAGUGAACAGUUUUCUAAUCUUAACACACGUCAGCGUUUGUAGAUUUUUGCCCUGCAGAUCCUUCUGUACAGAAGACCACAGUCAGCUGAAGUCAACGCAAUAAGAACAUUUGAACAGGAGAGUGAGGAUAAAGGGAACGCUAGGAACGAAAACGGACUAGAAAAAUCACAUCCAAUUAUAGUUAUUGUACAAACAGAUGAAGAAAAUGAUAUUAUUGUGCUAAUUGUUUCCUUUAAUUCUGCCUAAACUUCCCUCGUUAGUAGAGACAUUUAAAGAUCCCAGAGAUGCAUGGACUGGUGAGCACGCACACUAAAGCACUGGGACUUUACAGAAAACCCCUGUCGGAAGAACCGUUAUUUUACAAAAAUGCACAGGGAUGGGCAAGGAUGGGUUCCACUCAAAUGGGUUUU